AUGGACGAGCUUUCCCAGGAGCAGAUCCAGGAGUUCCGGGAGGCCUUCAAGCUCUUCGACAAAGACGGCGAUGGGACGAUCACGACCAAGGAGCUGGGGACGGUGAUGCGGUCGCUGGGGCAGCACCCGACGGAGGAUGAGCUCAAGGACAUGGUGGAGGAGGUGGACGCCGACGGCAGCGGCACCAUCGACUUCAACGAGUUCCUGGGGCUGGUGGCGCGGCAGAUGCGCGGGGACGCCGAAGCCGAGGAGGAGCUCCACGAGGCCUUCCGCGUCUUCGACAAGGACAACAAUGGCUUCAUCUCCCUCGACGAGCUCCGCACCGUCAUGAAGAACCUCGGCGAGAAGCUCUCCGAGGACGAGCUCAACGAGAUGCUCCAGGAGGCCGACGCCGACGGCGACGGGCAGAUUAACUACAAGGAGUUCGCCAAGGUCAUGAUGGCAAAACGGCGAGCAAAUGCGGAGGAACAUGGAGCUGGCGAUCACGGUGGGUCGGAUCACUCACACGGCGAUGGGGGCGGUUGCCCAUGUACAAUUCUCUAA
This is a messenger RNA of Triticum turgidum subsp. durum (durum wheat), 543 nucleotides long. NCBI's taxonomy places the organism in Eukaryota, Viridiplantae, Streptophyta, Magnoliopsida, Poales, Poaceae. The record is from the annotation of a GenBank genome assembly.